Loa loa (African eye worm) is the source of this 366-nucleotide messenger RNA. RefSeq lists its product as hypothetical. Lineage: Eukaryota; Metazoa; Nematoda; Chromadorea; Rhabditida; Onchocercidae. The record is from RefSeq and is a predicted model, not a curated record. The coding region runs from base 1 to 366 and encodes 121 amino acids. Gene Ontology annotation, biological process: establishment of protein localization to extracellular region. The transcript has 4 exons.
AUGAAGUCAAUAAAAAAAGAGGAGAAAAAAAGAAACAUAAUUUAUACGGAACCAGGUAAUGAUAAUGUGAUAACAUUGGAUGAAUGGUGUGAUUGCUUUGCAUGGGCUGAUGAUGAUCAUCAUGAACCACCAUGUCAUGCGGUAAAACAUCAACAAGAUCCGCAUUUAUUAGGAGUUUUUCAUCCACGUUGUACAUUGGAAGGAUAUUAUAAGGCAGAACAGUGUCAUGAGAAUUCUUGUUGGUGUGUUGAUAAAUAUGGUCGAGAAUUUGAUAAAUCACGGGUAAUAGGUCGUCUUCCAGAUUGUGGACAAUAUGCGACCGAAAUGGAUGAGGAUGAAAAGGAGGAUCUUCUGGCAGAAUUGUAA